AUGGCCAAGAUAUUCACAGCCGGCGACGUGGCGUCGCAUAACAAGCCCGACAGCUUGUACAUUACCAUUGACGGCGAUGUCUACGAUCUGACCAAGUUCCAGGACGAUCACCCUGGCGGCAAGAAGAUCCUGCAGCGCGUCGCCGGCAAGGACGCCUCCAAGCAGUUCUGGAAAUACCACAACGAGGGCAUCCUCAAGAAGUACAAGGCCAAGCUGCAGGUCGGCUCGCUCGACACCAAGCCCAAG
Messenger RNA from Trichoderma citrinoviride, 246 nucleotides. Its product is annotated as cytochrome b5. The transcript is spliced from 2 exons. The annotation marks the transcript as partial. Gene Ontology annotation, molecular function: heme binding. The record is from RefSeq and is a predicted model, not a curated record. Gene Ontology annotation, cellular component: intracellular membrane-bounded organelle; membrane. Lineage: Eukaryota; Fungi; Ascomycota; Sordariomycetes; Hypocreales; Hypocreaceae.